This is a messenger RNA of Aedes aegypti (yellow fever mosquito), 1352 nucleotides long. RefSeq names its product borealin. Bases 243 to 1235 code for a protein of 330 amino acids. Gene Ontology annotation, biological process: mitotic sister chromatid segregation. NCBI's taxonomy places the organism in Eukaryota, Metazoa, Arthropoda, Insecta, Diptera, Culicidae. The transcript is spliced from 4 exons. The record is from RefSeq and is a predicted model, not a curated record. Gene Ontology annotation, cellular component: chromosome, centromeric region; chromosome passenger complex; spindle midzone.
UCCAAACAGCUGGCUGUCAUUUUUCGCGAAGCGCAUUUUUCUGCUUCGUUAUUUUGCUCAACAGAUUUCUUAAAUUUAAUUUUAGUUUUUCCUAAAAAUUGUAGGUUUAAUAGCACUUUUUCAAAUGCAUUAAGUUUUGUAAAAGCAAUAAACUUGUGACGCUUCAAGCUGUGAUAAUCGUAAUUCAAACUGCCUUUCCAUCGUGUUCUCAGAAUCGCCAUUAGUGUUUAGCCGGCCACAAAAUGGUCCGUCCGAAGACUUCCCGCAAUGGAAAUUCCAAACGGAACCGCACCAGCUACCAGGAAGAAAAAGUCAACGCUAAAUUAAGAGAUUACGAUAUUUUGGCCGAUAGUUUAGUAGCAAAUCUGGAAUCAAUUUUCAAUGACAAACUCGAAGAGCUGUCGCUGGCAUUCAAAAUGGAGAAGACUCGUUUCCCCAAACAUGUUCUCCAGAUGCGGAUGGGCGAUCUCCGGCUGAUAGGGGCCAGCACCUUUGCCGAUCUGGAUAAAAUUACGCUGGAACCACCGGCUUGCGAUGGCAUGAGUUCGUUGGGAUCGAGCCAGCUUUCCAGCAGCUACAAUACGGGAUCCAAGGGCGAGAAGAAACAAUCGCGCGCCGAUGAAGGAUAUCUUACAGAGGAUAGUGCAACCAGCAACAGAAACUCCGACCUGCUAUCGUCAGCCAAGGGACGGCCCUACGGUCCCCUGGCAUCGGCCAUGAAAAAUAGACGACGAAGUAAAUCUGUUUCAUCGAAUUCCACUCCCUCCAAGCACCAUUCGUCGGUCCUGUUCGGGAUCAAAUCGAAGAAAACUUUCGGCGGUUCUCAAUCGCUGUUCGCUGAAAGUAAUCGCCUGUCGCGAUCCAAAUUCCGAACCCCGGUGCCGGGCAGCAGACUGAAGCAAACCGUAAGUGCCGAUCGUGGUAUGACCAUGAUCACUCCCAAAGUACAACCCAACACACCGAUGGCCAUUAUGCGCCAUGCUCGGCUCGGUGAAAGCAUCUAUUCCAUUACCGGAAGUCCGGUCAUCACCGCUGCGAUGGUGGAAGAAAUGGCCAACGUUAACAUUCCGAUCCAGAACGGCAUACUGUCGCUUCGGCCGACCGAGAUGGACUCGAUCGAUACGGGGUUGGUGCAGAAAAUCGAUUCGGACACUUUGGAGCACCUGAAAAAGCUACAGAUGAAUCUGAAUAAGAUCAUGCAGAUGGCCGAGGGAAACAAUUUCCAGCAGAUGUAAUUUUUUCAUUCACGUUUAUGAGCUUUAAAAUUUUGAAUCAGUAGACUGUUCUUUUUUAUGUAUUAGUUACUUUUCACUCAAUAAAUGUAAUUCCAAUUGUGUCUUAAUGCAAUCAAA